This is a messenger RNA of Aplosporella prunicola CBS 121167, 915 nucleotides long. RefSeq lists its product as uncharacterized. NCBI's taxonomy places the organism in Eukaryota, Fungi, Ascomycota, Dothideomycetes, Botryosphaeriales, Aplosporellaceae. Bases 1 to 915 code for a protein of 304 amino acids. The record is from RefSeq and is a predicted model, not a curated record. The transcript has a single exon.
AUGGCGCCCCGUCUCUGGCUCAUCACCGGCGCGUCCUCCGGGCUCGGCCUUGCCCUCGCCCUCCACGCCGCAGCGCAAGGCGACGCCGUGCUCGCGACCUCGCGCGACCCGUCCCGCCUAGCCACCCUCACCAGCGCGGCGCAGUCGCGCUCCCUCCCCGGCCGUAUCACCCCCGCACAACUCGACCCGUCCGCGCCCGCGCCCGACCUCGCCAAAGCAGUCGCCGCCCUCCUUGCCGCGCACGGCACGCCCGACGUCGUCGUCAACAACGCCGCCUACGUGCAGACGGGCGUGCUGGAGGAGCUCGCGCCCGAAACCCUCGAACGCCAGUUCCGCGCCAACGUCUUCGGCCCGCUCGCCCUGUACCGGGCCGUGCUGCCCGCGCUGCGCGAACGCCGCAGCGGCACGCUGCUGUCCAUCGGGAGCAUGGCCGCGUGGUUCGCCAUGCCCGGGUGCGGCGCGUACGACGCGUCGAAGGCGGCGCUGCGGUGGCUGACGCUGGGCUUGGGGAGCGAGGUCGCGGGGCUCGGGAUUAAACACUGCCUUAUUGAGCCGGGGGCGUUUCGGACGGCGCUGCUUGCGCAGGGCGGUAGCGGUAGCGGUGGCAGUGGCGGGAACGUCGCGUAUACGGCGGCGGAGGAGCGGUUGCCGGACUAUGCGGACGUUAACGCGAAGACGGAUGCGACUUUCACGGCGCUCAAUGGCACGCAGCGUGGCGAUCCGGAGAAGGCGGCCAAGGUCAUGUAUGAGGUUGUGACGGGGACGGGCGUCGCAGAGGGGCGCGAGUUGCCGACGUUCCUGCCGCUGGGGAGCGACGCGUGCGAUGCGAUCAAGGGUGCGACGGCGCAGAUUGGGUCGGAGGUUGAGGCGUGGCGGGGGAUCGCGUCGCUGACGGACUUUUCGGAGGGCGCGUAG